CACAACAACUGUACUGAGCAAACCACACUCACCAACCUGUUAGCAUACCGUAUAAAACUAUAAAAGUACUGUAAUCUACAAGCAAAGAAGAUGGCUUCACGGCACUACACACAUGACGACUUAUACGACGCAGUAUCUAACAGAAAAUGGGGUCAAGUAAGACUUAUUAUCAGAAACGAGCCUGAACUCGUAAAUGAGAAAUGGGCCGGCGUCCUCCCGUUAUUAUAUCUGAUUGUGUUCUCCAGCGCACCACGUGAUGUCAUCAGUGAGAGUUUAAAAUCAGCGACGGCAGAAGCUGUGGACUACGUGGACGACAGGGCCGAUCGUGAUUGUAUUCUACAUCGCAUUGCGGCACUCGGCUACGCUGAGCAACUGAGAGCAGCACUCAGGAUUUCUGCACGCAAUGUGAAUUUGCAAAACUACUGGGACGGCAAUACUCCACUUCACAAGUUGUUAAAAUUUAACCAUUCGUAUGGAGAUCACAUAGACAUAAGUAAUUACUUGAUAAAGGCUGGAGCGAAUGCCAAAUUAAAAAACAAGGAUGGUCAAACUCCAGCUGAAGUGUAUGUGAACAACAAAUGUGAAAAGUAUGAUUCUACCAACAAAGAAAAACAAAAAGAAAUGCUCAUGCAUCUCCUACAAACGCGGAUGGUUCCAACGGAAUUCUUGGCGCGUGGGACCGAAGCAGUGGAAGCUUUUAAUGAUGCUCUAGCUGAGGGAGAAACAGAGGUUAAUCAAGGACGGACAGUUUUCAUGGGCCUCGAGAAAGUCGGGAAGACAUCUACAAUCAAGUCAUUUUUAAGGAAUACUUUUGAUCCAAAUGAGGGUAUUACGGACGCAAUUGCCAAAACAACGGUGUGUACACAUGAAUCACACAAUGAAUUGAAUUGGAAGGAAACAUCACCAGAUCAUUCUGGUGUCAGUGAUAUAUUUAAUGCGAUAAUGGCAGAUUCCAUAGCGAAGAAAAUAUUAGAAAAAGAAACAGAGAAGAAUGUAGAAAACGUGUUAUCACCAACUAAAGCAGAGACGAAAUACAGUCCAGGGCAAUCAUCAUCAAAUUUUGACGCCAAAAACCCAAAUAUAGAACCGGAUGUAAAAACUAAGAAGAGGACACAGUCGAUGAAAAAGGUUCCUGAAAACAUCGUCGAUGAAGUCCAGGAGAGAAUAAAAGUACCCCUACUCAAGUUCAAAAGAGAUGAAACAAGUGAUUGGCAACCAUCUGGCAAUGAAUUUAUUAUGAACAUCUGGGACUUUGGAGGCCAACCGAUAUAUCAUGUGAUACAACGAAUUUUCAUGGUAUGUUUUGCCGUUGUUUGUGUGGUAUUUAACCUAGAAGAUGACCUUGACGCUCCAGCUAAAGUCAAGGAUCCGACUACUGGUGAAAUGUAUCAACAUCGAAUGACAAAUCUUCAGUUCAUUCUUUACUGGAUUCGUUCAGUAUACACAAACAGUAGAGAUUCAAAACUGGAUGAUGGACAACUUUCACCGCCAGUACUAGUGAUUGGUACGCAUCUAGGCAGCCUCGAGGGGAAUGAAGAGGAAAAGAAAAGAAAAGCAGAAGAAAUAUUCAGUAAAAUUCGGGAAGCAUUGGAAGGAAAACCUUAUGAAGCAUUGGUGUUCCCUACUUUCUUUGCUAUUGAGAACAGCUUACCGUUCGCCAGGAGCAAUGCUUCUAACAUCAUGGACCAAAUAUUAAAGUUUGCAAAGAAGAUGGUUAGAAAACUACCUUUGAAAUGGUUGCUUGUUCAACAGGAAAUCCAAAAGUUGAAAGUGAAGCAUAUCUACCUACCAACCAAAAAGGUGAUCGCUUUAGUUAAGCGGUUUGGAGUCAAACAAGAUGCUCAAAGGGUACUGCUUGAGUAUCUACACGACCUUGGCGAGAUUCUCUACUUUCCUGAUGACGAAUCCUUAAAGGAUAUUAUUGUUUUGGAUGUGAUGCAAUUAGUGGACAUGUUUAAAACAAUAAUCACUGUUAUUGACCCUGAACUUAGGAAACAAAAACACUUAGAGGCUUGGAGGAAAUUGGACACAGGGGUCCUUGAGGAGCAUCUGUUAAGACAUUUGUGGAAGAAGUUCAAGUUUUCAGAUACGACAUUCGACUUCUUUGUAUCUCUUAUGCAGAAGUUUGGACUGGUGUGUGAGAAAAACAUUACAAAGGGAAGAUUUUAUGGCCCUUUGCAAGUAAUUCGACGUGAACGUAUACGUAUUUUCUACGUUCUUUCACGUUUAAAGCCUGAACGUAUUGAUAUGCCCACUAAGGAUGAUGGGAAGCAUGCAGUUUCAAUCUUUCAUGACUUUGGUCGGUAUCUACCAGACGAUCUAUUCCAGCGAGGAGUAACUAAGUUCAUAGAGAAAUUCCAAGUAAAAGAUGAUGAGCCUAAAUUGUCGUAUGAGCAUGUGGAGUUGAAUAUCGAUCAAUUUCACAAAGUGGUUAUGAGUGUAGCAACAAUCAGGAAUCGCCGUAUGUUUAAGACAACGAUCGCAAUCUUGGAACCCAGUCAGGAAGUUGAGCCCUCACCGACAGUGUGUAAAAAG
This is a messenger RNA of Anneissia japonica, 2535 nucleotides long. RefSeq lists its product as uncharacterized. The annotation marks the transcript as partial. Gene Ontology annotation, molecular function: protein binding. The transcript has 19 exons. The record is from RefSeq and is a predicted model, not a curated record. Lineage: Eukaryota; Metazoa; Echinodermata; Crinoidea; Comatulida; Comatulidae.